AUGACUAUCACAUACCCGUUAACCACGCCGCUUAGCCGGAAUCCGGUUAUUGCGGUCACAGUACUGGGCGCUCUAGCUACCAUCACCACCGGAUUGCGAUUUUGGGCGCUGAAGUUGAGACGAGUCAGUGCAGGGUUGCCUGAAUUUCUUAUUUUAGGAGCACUGCUCAUUGUGUAUGCCGAUAUCGCCCUCGAGUAUAUUUUGACCAUUAUCGGUGGAGCGGGCCGAAAUUCAGGCACUAUAGAUCCAUCCUCUGUGAUUUUUACCUUGAAGACGAUUCUACCCCUCGAAGCUUUGUACGGAAUUGUGCUCGCCCUAGUGAAGACUUCAAUCAUGACCUUUUAUCUACGCAUCUUUGGCACAAAUCGCACCUUCCGGAUCCAAGUCGCUGUCACGAUGACUAUUGUGUGGAUGUGGUCAGCCAGUGUAAUUCUGGAGACCUUCCUACUGUGUCGUCCGCUGAAAUAUAACUGGGAUACUUCAAUUUCUGGCGUCUGCGGCAAUCGAAAUGCGACAUAUGUUAUUGCAGGCACCAUGAAUUUGAUUACGGAUUUGAUGGUCAUGGCUCUUCCCAUGCCUCAUAUUUGGAAGCUUCAACUUGGAAAUGCGAAGAAGAUCGCUUUGGUCGGCGUCUUUUCCAUUGGUCUACUUGUCUCUAUAAUUAGUAUCGUUCGUCUGGUAUCCUUAAUGGCAAUCGAUUUCAGCGAUAUUACCGGGUCCGUUCAAAUGGGCGUCAUGUGGACAGUCAUUGAACCCGAGCUUGCCAUCAUUUGCGCAAACAUGCCUCUUCUGAAGACAAUCGUGGCUCGCGUCGCUCCUAAUCUUUUCUCAACCGGGAGAACACGAAACGCUGUCUCUGACCCACAAACCUUUGAACGCCUCCAAGAUUCACAGAGAAACAAUAUUUACCCCAUGAAUCGAUUCGAUCAUGAGGCUGUUCAUACCCACAUAUCGACCACAAACGGAGGUGAAUCGCAGAGGAAUUUGGCGGGCAAGGAAACAAACACCUAUGUCACAUCUUAUGAUACUGGAGAGUCCCACUCGAAUUUGAGUGUCACUCCUCCAGGAACCAUUAAUGUGAUGCAUGACUUCAGCGUCCAGCACGUAUAA
Messenger RNA from Penicillium malachiteum, 1110 nucleotides. RefSeq lists its product as uncharacterized. The record is from RefSeq and is a predicted model, not a curated record. Bases 1 to 1110 code for a protein of 369 amino acids. Lineage: Eukaryota; Fungi; Ascomycota; Eurotiomycetes; Eurotiales; Aspergillaceae. The transcript is spliced from 5 exons.